Messenger RNA from Toxorhynchites rutilus septentrionalis, 2639 nucleotides. RefSeq names its product kelch-like protein 26. NCBI's taxonomy places the organism in Eukaryota, Metazoa, Arthropoda, Insecta, Diptera, Culicidae. The transcript has 4 exons. The record is from RefSeq and is a predicted model, not a curated record. The coding region runs from base 452 to 2566 and encodes 704 amino acids. Gene Ontology annotation, molecular function: protein binding.
AUGUAAUAAACAACUAGCAUCAUUUGGUAACUAAAAGUUUAACAUCGCGAUAAAAUGAACAGAGAUCCCGAAACAUUUUUGCAUACAAACGCAGUGUUUGAUAACUGUUCUGUAAUCGAUUGCCUAUGGCUUGAGAGGAAUCAUACCAUCGUUUUACAUUCAAUGCUAAUCAUUUUGGUGCUGACGUAAAUCCACAUUGGAAGGCAUAAAAUAGUGGUUCGAUCGGCCGUUACCAAUACGCAAGGUACGGGUUUCAGCUAUUGUCACGGUUGCUCCAAGAAGUCACAACAACCACUCCGGUGCGCGUGAUUCCAAGCGCGAGGAACAUAAUGGACGAACAGUUUCGUCGUCAAAUCAAAUAGGCGUGGGAAUUCUUCGGUAUAAAGCUCAUACUUAAAGCUGGUGCUGGUGCGAACGCAAUUGCGAAGGAGUGUGAAACGACACCAGCGCUAUGGCCACAGUCGAAAGUUCUGCGCCGGUUUCUGUCGCGUUUGCACAGGUUCCUUCGGUGCUGUCUUCGGGCGAGGAGGGUAAAGAGCUUAAUGGGAUCGUGUUCGAGUCCUUCAGUCAUACUGGCACCAUUCUGAAGGGACUCAACGAGCUACGCCUCAAGGGAGUGCUAGUGGACGUGACACUUCGGGCUGAUGGGAAAAAAUUUCGAGCUCACCGCGCCGUACUAUCCGCAUGUAGCGAGUACUUCCGGGCCAUGUUUUCCGACCAUACGCGGGAAUCCCGACUAAGCGAGAUCAACCUGCGCAACAUAUCCCCGCUGGGAAUCGAGCUGCUGCUGGAUUACAUCUACACCACCAAGCUGGCGCUCAAUCUUGCCAACAUCCAGGAGGUACUGUCGGCGGCCAGCUAUAUUCAGCUUGAAUCGGUCGUGGAAGCAUGUCUCAACUAUCUGGACCAGCAGCUGGAUCUUGACAACUACAUCGAUGUGCUGAUCAUCUCCGAGAUGUACUCACUGAAGCGGCUGAAUCACAAGGUGUAUCGGUUCAUAUGUCACCACUUGAAUGUGAUUUCCAAAUCGCCGGAAUUUUUCCGACUUAGCGGCAAGCAGAUCGAGCUGAUUCUGGCGGGGGAUUACCCGGUAACGUGUACCGAGAUCGAGGUGUUGGGAAUUUUGCUACGCUGGAUUCAAGCGAACUGUGAUGGGCCUCCGUCGCCCGGCAAGAUCCACGCCAAUUAUCGCGAGCUGAUACGGAACAACAUUCGUUUUAUGGAUAUCUCGUUGCAAGAGCUGUACAAUUUGCUCUGCUCGGAUGAGUUCCAGUUUCGUCACAUCGAUCGAUUCGAAUUGUAUGACUUCAUAAUGAAGAUUGGCGAGCAGCAGUGCAUCAAGUACAAAAUCUCUCCUCUGAACAAAAUUCAAAACUAUCGAGGCCUGGAGCUGGCGAUCAUCAAGAUAGGUGGGUUUGAUUUGUCGGGAAUAACGAAUGAGAUUACUUACUGCUUUCCGGGAGAUGGUUCUCCGUCACAACCGUCGGCACUAUCGGGGGAACGAUUGAAACUGAGUCGAACUCAGUCCGAUGGUGCAGGAGACAGCAACACGGGGGGUCCACUCAGGAUUAACUUAGCAGAGCGUGGGAAACACUCUCUGGGGAGGAAGAGGGACGUUAGACUGAAUGGCAAGUGGCGCUAUCUGACGACGAUUCCUCACAUUAAGCAAAGUAACUUUGGGGUGGUGGUGCUGAACAAUCAUCUGUACGUGAUUGGUGGCUGCUAUGACAUUUCGCUGGAGGAGUAUAUUCACCCGUUUGGUUUUCGGUACUGUCCGAUAAAGAACAAGUGGGAAACGAUAGCUCCCCUGCAGCAGGAUCGAUGCAGGUUUUCUCUCAAUGUCGUUGGUCACAGUUUGAUAGCGGUCGGCGGAAACAGCGAAAUGGAUGACGAUGAUGAUCGGUCGGUAUCUACCUGCGAACAGUAUGAUCCCAUUGCGGAUAAGUGGACCUACAUCGAGUCACUGCCAGAGUAUCGUACGCAGCACGCAGGGGCGGCAUUCGGGGCCACUCUGUACAUUUCGGGUGGGCUUGAUCUGUACGGUGGGGUUCUUGGAUCGCUGUGGAGUUACUAUAGCUUCAACGAGAAGUGGGAGAAGUUACCGAACAUGUUGCAUCCCCGGGCGGAUCACGUGAUGUUUACCAUCAAUCGCAAGCUGUACGUUUGCGGAGGCUGGUACGAAGUGAACGGCCAGCGUAUUCUUGCGGACAGCAUUGACUGUUAUGAUUUGUUCAGUAAAACACCUAGUUGGCAUCAGGUGACGAGAAUACCUACCCCGAAGUAUCACGCGGGGAUCGUUGCGGUGCAGGAGAAAAUUUACAUAAUCGGUGGCUUCUGUUCUGAUGACAUUUUCCGCCAUACGGCAGCCAGUGUGGAAUGUUUCGACGUAAGCCAGGAUCGUUGGUACAGCUUGAAGAAGUACCCGAAGAACAUUUGGGAGCAUACCUGUGCGAACUUGUACAUUCCGAAGUAUCGAGACGAUAUGGAGGUAAUCGAUGACAACGGAGAUGACGGGGAGAUGGAAAAUGACGUUGACAGUGAUAAUGCUAGCAGUACUGCCAUUUGAGAACACAUUUACUCACGGAGCUCUUUGUAGUUUCAGACAUUUUAUCGUUUGAUAAGUAUUUAUUUAUUAUUAA